UAGUUGAUUGGUUUAUACUGUUUGAAGGGUGGGUCACUGGCAGACAACCGUCAAACCGGUCUGACCGAGUUUCUGUGUGUUUGUGUGAGACACACGCCAGGUGUAGGCAUUCCUCGACACCCGCAUUCUGGUGUCAGUCCAAGGCGUGGAAGCUUAGAAAAGAAUCUAAGAGGUAAAGAAACAUGGCGGAAAGAGAACCAGAGGACGAAGCGCUGUUUGAAGGUCAUGGUAACGGGAUCUCCAAGGACAAAGAUCAGGGUUUCUCUGACUCCAUUAAGGUGAACUACGACAAGGCUCUCAAGUAUCUGGGCGGGUUUGGGCCGUGGCAGAAGAGGGUGUACCUCUUGGUCUGUCUCCCCGCCGUCUUCAACGCCUUCCAGACCAUGGGCAUCGUCUUCAUCGCCGCCGAGCCAGACUUCAGCUGUCGGCAGCCGGACGUGAACUUCACGGGGCUGAACGCGACCGACGCCGAGAUACGGAACAUCACCGUCCCUUGGGAGAAAAAGGGCGACGAGUGGAAACAAAGCCAGUGUUCAAGGUACAGUUAUAACUUCACUGCAUCUGACCUAGAGACGACGUACCAGGAUUUUGUGAGCAGGUAUCCUGUAGCCAACCGAACCAAGAUCCAGUGUGACCAGGGAUACGUGUACGAUACCUCACAGUUCGAAAACACCGUCGUCACACAGUGGGACGUGGUGUGUGAUAAGAAAUGGCAGGUGAACAUGAUCCAGUCUGUGUGGAUGGCGGGGCUCAUGGUUGGAUCCUUCUUCGGAGGACACGCGGCAGACAUCUGGGGCCGGAAGCCUGUCCUGUUGGCCCUGAUGGCUGUCAUGUACCUGUUCGGUAUGGCCUCUGCCUUCUCCCCUAACUUCACCGUGCUCACCGCCUUUCGCUUCAUCAUGGCGUGUGCCGGUAUGAUCAUCUUUGAGAUACCCUUCGUCUUAGGAGCGGAGAUGGUGAGUCCUGAGAAGCGGACCCUGGUGGGGAUGAUCAUCAUGAUCUACUGGGCGGUGGGGUACGUGCUGCUGGCCGGGGUAGCCUACCUCAUCCGCUCCUGGAUGUGGUUCCAGAUAGCCGUCACCAUGCCUUACCUCAUCGGUUUCGCCUACUAUUGGAUGAUCCCCGAAUCUCCGCGUUGGCUGAUUUCAAGGAACCGGCAAAGCGAGGCGAAAGCCAUCGUAGAGGAAGGAGCCAAGGUCGCGAAAGUGAAUCUACCAGAUGAAGUAUUCCACGACGACGCCCCACUGACAACAAAGGAGGAGGAAGGCGGUUCGGACAGAGCUCUCUAUACAUUCGUAGAUCUGUUCAGGACUCCAAACCUGCGCAAGUGGACUAUCAACCUGUUCUUUAACUGGGCGGUGAACAGCAUGGUGUAUUAUGGAAUAUCCCUGAACGCCGCGGCGUUCCACGGGAACCUGUACCUGAACUUCGCCAUUUCCGGGUUUGUGGAGAUCCCGGCUUACCUCAUCUCAAUCUACAUCCUGGACAAGUUUGGAAGGCGCUGUUCACUGUCCAGUCUUAUGGUCGUCGGAGGCGUGGCUUGUAUCGUCGCUUUCUUCAUUCCAAAGCACCUGUUCUGGCUAACCACCACCCUGGCCAUGAUCGGGAAGUUCUGCAUCACCGCCACCUUCGCCAUCGUCUACAUCUUCACAGCCGAGAUCUACCCCACCGUUAUCAGGCAAAUCGGCCUGGGCAUGGGCGCCAUGAUGGCUCGUGUUGGCGGGAUCAUCGCGCCGUUUAUCGACCUGCUGGGCGUCUAUUGGACGCCGUUGCCUUACGUCAUCUUCGGGGGGACUUCGAUUGCCGCCGGGCUGCUGGCGCUGCUCCUACCGGAAACCAAUGGGAUUGCACUUCCGGCUACCAUCGAGGACGGCGAGAAUUUCAGGAAGAAAGACGGCAUUGUGGAUGAGGAAAAGGAAACAGCUAGACUUUAGUUCUGGGACGGACAAGAUCCGACUCUCCAAGCAGAGGUUAGGCUCCGGCUGUUCUUUUUAAGCUUUUUUUAGUCGUUUUUAUCGGGCUUUCUAUUUUGAAUUGUAUCUUGAUCUAUCUUGUAUUGUCAAAACCUAACUGGCGGACUUCAAGAUUCAAAAUAGAAAGCUCGAUAAAAACGACUAAAAAAACGUUUUAAAAAGCCAGAGCCCAACCUCUGCUUGGAGAGUAGAUGAUCAUAGUUUGUGGUUAUUUUUGGAGUAGCUGAAAUAAACCAACUAAAUAUUGUCAUCUGAGAUCCUCAAGGUUUUUGUAACAUUUGAAAAUUCUUUUUUUUGUACAAAGAGAAGGAAAGAGAAUUGUUUAUUUUUCUAAUUCAAUACAGCUAGAAAGAUGUUGUUGUUUAAUUUGUAAA
Molecule: messenger RNA, 2347 nt
Organism: Branchiostoma floridae (Florida lancelet)
Lineage: Eukaryota; Metazoa; Chordata; Leptocardii; Amphioxiformes; Branchiostomatidae
Product: organic cation transporter protein-like
Exons: 14
Coding region: 183-1934 (583 amino acids)
Biological process (GO): transmembrane transport
Cellular component (GO): membrane
Molecular function (GO): transmembrane transporter activity
Source: RefSeq, a predicted model, not a curated record